Molecule: messenger RNA, 465 nt
Organism: Coprinopsis cinerea okayama7#130
Lineage: Eukaryota; Fungi; Basidiomycota; Agaricomycetes; Agaricales; Psathyrellaceae
Exons: 2
Coding region: 1-465 (154 amino acids)
Source: RefSeq, a predicted model, not a curated record
AUGCCUCGAGAGGCCAAGCAAAGCUUGAACCCCGCAAGACAUAUACGGCGUGACCAUCGCAAGGACGUCACCGGCUUAGGAUUUGCGGCAUACAGUCCUGUUAAAAAGCGAGAUGCAUACAAGACUCGCACCCGCAACAACUCAAGGCUCAAGCUGAACGACUGCGUCACGAGCGGGUGCUCUCUACCUCUGGACCUCCUUCCGCUGAGCAUCCACUUACACCCCCCCCCAUGCGACACCGGGGGCGCCAUGCCAAUGGAGACAGAACACGAAGGCGCCGACAACGACGACGACUGGGUCGAAACCGAUUCAGAAGAUGAACAGGAACCGGCACCAGUUGACACAGGCGGUACAGGGGGAGCAGAACAAGAACACGACAUUCCGGAUGUGUCUGCGGUGUAUGACGAAGAAGACGACGACUUGGACGACGACCCAGAGCAGGCAGUAGAUUAUGGCCUAGUGUAG